Messenger RNA from Corticium candelabrum, 1577 nucleotides. RefSeq names its product igLON family member 5-like. Gene Ontology annotation, molecular function: axon guidance receptor activity; cell adhesion molecule binding. Gene Ontology annotation, cellular component: cell-cell junction; axon; neuronal cell body. NCBI's taxonomy places the organism in Eukaryota, Metazoa, Porifera, Homoscleromorpha, Homosclerophorida, Plakinidae. Bases 170 to 1459 code for a protein of 429 amino acids. Gene Ontology annotation, biological process: homophilic cell-cell adhesion; synapse organization. The record is from RefSeq and is a predicted model, not a curated record. The transcript is spliced from 5 exons.
UUGUGCGUGUUUUUGUACUCUCUUCUGUGUUCUCGUCGCUAUGUCGGGUAGCAUGAGUUGGCGCGACUUCAGUAUCCCCAACCUGGUUUUGCACGUGGUCUUGUAGCUACUAUGACUUCUCGUACUACACAGCAACUUCUGUAAACUGUUCCGAUUCAUUGUAGGACAGAUGGACAGACACAUGGACAGACAAACGGACAGACAGACAUAUGGAUGGACAGACAGACAGAUAGACAGAAGGACAAACAGACAGACAGACGGACAGACACACAGAUGGACAGACAGAAGGACUGACAAACAGACAGACAGAUGGAUGAAUGGAGGCAACAGUUGGUGUAUGUCAGUUGUUAUGAUGUGUUUUGUGUUAUUAGAUGUUAGUGGUGCUGCUCAUAUGAUUGGGGACAUUGUGACGGGUGUGAAGCCUGCAUUGGCUGAAGGGAGGCCAAUGGAACCGAUGGCUGACGACAGAGAUGGUGCAGGAAGAUAUCAGUUUUUGUCUGAGGUGCUUCGUUGGAGAGCACAAACGACUCCUGAUCACGUGCUUUUUACGUUACUGAAUGAAAAGGGUGCUGUAGCGCGAACUAUGACCUGCAUGCAGUUGAUGAAGAAAGCAGAGAGAAUUGGAGCUGCUUGCUUGGAGAGAGCAAACCUGAGGUCAGGAGACCACGUAACUCUUCUUUAUCCUCCAGGUGCUGUUGAUGUACGAGUUCCAUCAGUAGUUGCCGAGAAGGGGUCAGUCACUUUAUCGUGCAUCACCGAUGAGACUGUGAUUCGAUGGACGAAAGGACCGAGUCAGACUGUAAUACAUAGUGGCAGGCUUAGACUCCGUAGUGACAGCAAGGAGUUGGAUAUUCUCAAAGUACAAAAAUCAGACGAAGACACCUACUAUUGUUACACCAGGAACACAAAUGGUAUCAUACAUAGUCACCAUGGUAGAAUGGUUGUGAUUGUUCCACCGACUGUUCGUGCACACGGUGCGUUUGCACUCGAAGGCAAGAGUGUCAAUCUUCGCUGCACUGGAUCUAACUUUUUUACUGUUUCGUGGAGGUUUAAUGGUGUGGAGUUGCAUGGAAAGUCGACUUCUAGAUACUCAUUUGAUGGUGACAGUGGAGAGAGUCUGACGAUAUUGAAUGUGACAAAGGCAGAUAAUGGAACUUGCACCAAAGGUCUUAGCAGAACCACAAGAUAUACUGUUAUGCCGAUUGGAUUCUCAGCUGUGCUUCGAUGCAUUGGAAAAGCCAUGCCUCAUGCUCAAGUUAGUUGGUUGAAGGACAACAAGUCUAUUUCUGCAGACACUCGAUUAGUGCAAGAGAAUGAUGUGUUGCUUUUUAUGAAACUUCAUGCAAACGAUAGUGGAGAGUAUCGCUGCUUGUUGAAAAAUGCCAUCGGAACAACAUCAUCACGACCAGCUAUCCUUCAAGUUAUUGGUAUUGAUACAUUGAUAAUUACUAUUUACUAAUUGCUAUUUCAGUACAAAAAAACACACACACAGAUGCACACACACACACACACACACACACACACACACACACACACACACACACACACACACACACACACACACACACACACGUCAA